Ilyonectria robusta is the source of this 1038-nucleotide messenger RNA. RefSeq lists its product as uncharacterized. Bases 1 to 1038 code for a protein of 345 amino acids. The record is from RefSeq and is a predicted model, not a curated record. NCBI's taxonomy places the organism in Eukaryota, Fungi, Ascomycota, Sordariomycetes, Hypocreales, Nectriaceae. The transcript has 4 exons.
AUGACUGGUUUUCUUAUUCCUCCGUGGUACAAGGAUGAGGUCCCGGGAACGGCCGAGAUGAACAUCGCCAGCAUCAUUUUCGGCUUCAGCUUGGGUUCAGCCAUUUUCACCGCCUCCAAGGCCGCGACACAGUCCUUUGCUGCAUACAAGAGGGGGAGGCUUUUCAGCGCGUACAUUGUCAUGUGUUGGCUUGAAUGGAUUGGAUGCAACUGCAUGGGCAUUGUCACCUAUAUUUGGCUCAAAGGAAUCAUCGAGCCAAGCUUCUGGGUCUUUUUCUCCAUCAUUGUCUUCUGGAGCAUGCAGAUUCAGUUCAUCUUGCAGAUCAUCAUCAACCGGAUAUCGCUCUUAUUGAUCAACAAAACAAGAAUUAACAGAAUCAAAUGGGGAGUCGCCUUGAUCGCGAGCCUCAUCAACCUGAGCGGCUUCUGCAUCUGGAUACCGGCCCGGCUACAGGUUUCCAAACUAUACGACGACAUUAACGUCGUCUGGGACCGAACCGAAAAGGGAGUUUUCUUGGUUGUCGAUCUUGGUCUCAACCUCUACUUCAUCUACCUUGUCCGCUCGAGACUGAUUGCCUACGGCUUGACAAAGUACAACAGACUCUUCCACUUCAACGUCGUCAUGGUUUUCAUCUCCGUGACGCUGGACUGCGUCUUGAUGGGAGCCACGUUCCUACCGAGUCAUGUUGUCUACGUCCAAUUCCACCAACUCACCUACCUCCUCAAGCUGUACAUCGAGAUGAAUGUGGCCGCACUCUUGGGACACAUUGUCAAGGGUUCAAGGGGCCAAGAGGCCUCGAGCGGAGCCCAAUACGGACACAAGACUCAUGAUGAACAGACAAACGUGAGGAUGACUACUCUGAUCACGGCCAGCCGCACAGGGCACGUCCGUCUCGAUGACGAUUCAGUCGAAGGAGCCUAUCCGAAUGGUCCUCAGUGGGGUGGUAUACACAAGCAGGUCAAGACGGAGAUUGUCUUUGCGAACUCUGAGGAUCAUGAACCGAGCGAAGCCAACUCUGAGACAAAGGUGCUACACUAG